AUGAGCCGACAAAAGACCCAGAAAACUUUUGCUAUUGAGAUUGAAGUGAGUGGUUUCUUGAAGCUAACCAUGAAUGAUCAGCCAGGCAAUGACGUGCUUGUUCCUUACGCUAACCAACCCGACUUCGGCUCUGAAGGGGGCGGUGGUCCCAUUGAAGGCAAAACUAAAGGCGUGACGCCCAGUCAUUUCUACGACGCAUGGCGACAAGAAAAAAUCUACGGAUCGUCCGCUACGGUUUUGAUGAUGGUGAAUAUUGCCAUAUUUAUUGGCACAAUAGUUCUCUUCAGAGCGGUACUCAACGCGACGUUGUACAGUAUAUUUCCAGACUACAGAUCUCACUAG
This is a messenger RNA of Cooperia oncophora, 342 nucleotides long. The record is from the annotation of a GenBank genome assembly. NCBI's taxonomy places the organism in Eukaryota, Metazoa, Nematoda, Chromadorea, Rhabditida, Trichostrongylidae.